Molecule: messenger RNA, 1002 nt
Organism: Rhagoletis zephyria (snowberry fruit fly)
Lineage: Eukaryota; Metazoa; Arthropoda; Insecta; Diptera; Tephritidae
Source: RefSeq, a predicted model, not a curated record
GCUUCAUGAACGGCGCCCGCGUCGUCACCAGCUACGACUACGACGCCCCGCUCACAGAGGCGGGCAACCUCACGGACAAGUACUUUGAGACGCGGGCCCUCUACGAUCGUCUGGUGGCCAGUGGGCGUCAUCCGAAGAUAUCGUUACCGGAUAGUCCGCCUGAGGUCGCGGACGCCGUCGGCUAUGGAAACAUCUCCGUGGGGGAGUGGCUGCCACUGGAGCGCCUUCUAAAAGAGUGCCCCAGCGUUUCCGGUCUGCCAAAGCCGGUUCCAAUGGAAAUGCUGCCUCUAGGACCUGGUUACGGGCAGAGUUAUGGUUUUGUCCUCUACCGAGUGGAGGCAAAGGCGGUGAGCAGUUAUCAGAUUACGGGCCCAAUCGCCGACCGAGCCCUCUUCCUAGUUGACGGCAACCAGACGGCGGUCAUUCCCGAUCGUUCGGCCAACUUUUCCAUUACCAUCGAUCCUGAAAGCUUUGGAACCUCUUCUCCGAACUCAAUUCACCAGUACGACGUCCUGGUGGAGAACCAGGGCCGGGCCAACUGGGCCGUCGAUCUGUCGAAGCAGAGAAAAGGAAUUGAUUCGGAGAUCAGGCUUGAUGGCGCCGUCUGGAGCAACGUCACCGCCUACUCGAUGGACUUUAAUCGAACCUUUAUGUGGCGGCUGUCAAGAAGCUUGGUUUACGAUAAUGACUGGAUUCCCUUUCACCGGGGGCUCAACUUUAGCGGCCCGGCGCUGUACCGAGCGGUCCUUACAAUACCAAACCGCCGAGAAAAAUUUUCUUCUUCAUUUGCCGACACUUACCUUUUACUACCCGGCUGGACCAAGGGCGUCGUCUUCCUGAACGGCUUCAACCUUGGUCGAUAUUGGGGGCCGGUUGGGCCCCAACAGACGCUGUACGUGCCCGGGCCCCUGCUGAAGGCUGGCCCGAAUACGGUGGACGUCUUUGAGCUGCACCGGCCCGGCUCGACUCUGGCCUUUAUUGAUGGGCCCAUUUUGGAGAAAG